Molecule: messenger RNA, 1578 nt
Organism: Brachypodium distachyon (stiff brome)
Lineage: Eukaryota; Viridiplantae; Streptophyta; Magnoliopsida; Poales; Poaceae
Product: zinc finger protein 511
Exons: 4
Coding region: 147-1061 (304 amino acids)
Source: RefSeq, a predicted model, not a curated record
GCUGCAUCUGCAUCGCGGAAUCCGACCAUCCUUGUGAAUUCGAAUCGCCAUUCCCCACCUCUGUCUCACGCUCUCUCCGGAAGAGGACGACACGGGAAUCGACGCGGCGAGCGCAGCUGACCGAUCGGCGGAUCUAGAAGGGCAGGAUGCAGCAGAAGCCGGCCGAGGCCAUGGAGGUCUGCGCGCGGGGUGACGAUGGGGAGACCGAGGCCCCUAAAGCGCUGGGGACGUCGCUAGGUUUUUGGGCGGGCACACGGCGGCGAUUGGCUCCCGACGACCCCUUCUUCGCUGCCGGCGACAUGGAACGCGAACUGCUCGCUAAACACGUUGCGCUGGAUCUCUCAGAUGAUGACCGGUAUCAACUUGAGAAGAUGGAUGUGGCAAGCGUGAGCACGGUGUGUUGUCCAAUUGCUGGUUGCGGUGCCCAUCUAGAUUGCUUGGAAGACUUUGAAGACCACUACAGCACUCGGCAUACUGCUUCAUGCUCUGUAUGUUCAAGAGUAUAUCCAACUUCAAGGUUGCUGAGUAUUCAUAUUUCUGAGGCACAUGAUUCCUUCUUCGAAGCAAAAGUUGCUCAUGGUUUUCCAAUGUAUGAGUGUUUGGUGGAGGGUUGUGUGGUGAAGUUGAAGACCUACAAAAGUCGGCAGCAGCACCUUAUUGAUAAGCAUCAGUUUCCCAAGUCAUUUGAAUUCUUUAAAAAGGCGCAACCUUCCCAGCGCCAUCGUCAGAAGUACCAUUGGAGGUACAAGGGAGAAGAGACGCGGGAUACUUUGAUGGAUGUUGAUGGAAAGAGCCCAAGGCAAACGAAAUGGAGAUAUCGACCCAAGCAACACGACCAUAAGGAGUCAAUAGAAAACAAACAUCACCAUAAGGAGGCCAAGGAUAAUGAUAUGGAGGUCGAACAGAAGAUGGAUGAGCUUACCUCAGCUGUAUCAAAGCUGAGCACCGCAGAUUCGACUCCUUCAAGCAUCACCUUCGGCCACCGUCGUUCUCGUGGUCUUACUUUUGUCCCGAGGUCAAUUAAGCAGAACAAGCAGGUCUCCCAGCCAGAAGCAAAAUGACGACACUUGCUGCCACUCUCUUUAUUAUGACAGCCUGACUAUUUGCAAGUAUCAUUUUUUGUACGGACAAAUAUUCUUCAGGGCACAAGCGCAAAUUGGCAGGCGCUGGAGCAUAUUCUGCUGCUGCUAGAAGCCAGAUCCAUGCAGACUCCAAGGUUGCUCUCGCGUUGAAGAGGAGGAAGGCUGUUUCAAUGCCAAUGUGUGCUUGUCAGGGUCUACAGGCUCAAUCCCUGAAGGACGCCUCUGCUGCAAGUGAAUGGUCCACUCCUGAAGGCUGUCCUAUUCUUGCUAUACUCUGAGGUUGGCUGGAUGCCGAGAAGCUGGAAGUUUGCUGUCUGUCUAUUGCAGUUUCUCUGCUCAUUUUGGGCUGUAAUAACGUUUAGCUUUUGCGAAUUGAACUAGAUGCUUUUUGGCUUGUCGGUUGCGCUACAAACCGUCUAAACUGGAUAUUGUUUCAUUUAUCGAGAUGAAUGGAACGGGGGCGAGGCCCUUUUGCUCUAAAAAAAAAUAUUCUUCA